Sphaerodactylus townsendi is the source of this 2835-nucleotide messenger RNA. RefSeq names its product F-box and leucine rich repeat protein 13 (gene FBXL13). Gene Ontology annotation, cellular component: SCF ubiquitin ligase complex. Bases 45 to 2597 code for a protein of 850 amino acids. The transcript is spliced from 21 exons. Gene Ontology annotation, biological process: SCF-dependent proteasomal ubiquitin-dependent protein catabolic process. NCBI's taxonomy places the organism in Eukaryota, Metazoa, Chordata, Lepidosauria, Squamata, Sphaerodactylidae. The record is from RefSeq and is a predicted model, not a curated record. Gene Ontology annotation, molecular function: protein binding.
GCAGUUUCCCUUCAGCCCCGUAGUAGGGCCACUUUGCUCGGGUCAUGUCCACCUUUCGAAAUACGGAUCCCGCGGUCAGGAUCUACUUCCAGAAAUACUCCAUACCCGACAUCUAUGAGGCUCUUCUGAGUGGUUUAUUACUUAUGUGCCCAGAUGACCCACUUAGGUUUUUAGAAGAAAAGAUCAAAGAAAUGAUGGGAAAUGGUCUGACUGGUGUUUUAUGGAAUAUGUGUAUUGAUCCUACCUUAAGCCUAAGGUUAAAAGUAAUUUCAGAAACAUAUUUACACACCCUUUUAGGACUCGAUGAUGAUCAACUGAUGACUAUAGAGUUGUGUCAGAAAGCAUGGAACUUUCAUACCACCAAUUUAAAGAGAAAAUGCUUUGAGGCCUGGAGACAUUAUGGUGCUAUGAGGAAAUCUGCACACGUUAUCCUGGAGAAGAAGAUGACUGCUGCAAGAGGCUUUUACAAAGGCCGGGUUUUAAGGCAGGGCCUAAGGAAGUGGAAAGAUUGGAUGCAUUUCCGCAAAAAGCAGCACAAAUUGGCAGCAUCAAGGAUAGGAAAAGUCUUUACUUUAACUUUACAGAAGGCUACCUUAUCGGCCUGGCGAAGAGAGGCUUGCUAUAAUAGAAGAGCUAAAAAAUGCAUUGCGCAUUUACAAAAAAAAGAUAUUGAGGAAACAGAUAAACAACUUCAUGCUGAAAUUCAUGAAAGACGUCCUUCUGAAAGACGUCUUUCUGAAAGACGUCCUUCUGAAAGACGUUUUCCUGAAAGACGUUUUUCUGAUAGACGUCCAACUGCUGAAAGACUCCUGCAUUUCGACCGCAAUGUGCCUGCAAGAUUAACAGGUUUGGCAAAAUUGCCACAAAAUGCAUUAGUGCAGAUCUUUCAGUAUUUAAACUUAAUUGACUUGGGAAGAUGUUCUCAAGUUUGUCAAUCAUGGAACACAAUGACACAUGUUUGUUCAAUUUGGAGUAGUAUUAAUUUUUCUCAAGUAAAAGACAAAAUAGAAGACCAUAUAGGAGGAAAUAUCUUGCUGAAGUGGCGUGCUUGUGUGGUACAUUUGAAUCUUCAUAGUUGUGCGGCACUGCAAUGGCAUACUUUUAAAAGUAUUGGUUUGUGCAAGAAUCUGCAAGAGUUAAAUGUAUCCAAAUGCCAAGGAUUAAAUGAUGAAUUAAUGAGGCUUGUAUCAGAAGGCUGCCCAGCUCUGCUUCACUUAAAUUUAUCUCACACUGAUAUUACAAAUGGGACAUUAAGGCUUCUAUCAAGGAGCUUCUCAAAUUUGCAACAUUUAAAUUUAGCUUACUGCAGAAAGUUCACAGACAAAGGUCUACAGUACCUUGGCUCUGGAAGAGGAUGUCACAAACUCAUCUAUCUGGAUCUUUCAGGCUGCCUCCAGAUCACAGUGGAAGGCUUCAAGAGUAUUGCUAAAAGCUGCAGUGGGAUCCAGCACCUCGUCAUUAAUGAAAUGCCUACUCUGACAGACAGAUGCAUUCAGGCCUUAGUGGGAAAGUGCCAAAAGAUUAUUUCUGUUGAAUUUAACGAGGCCCCACAUGUUUCUGACAUAGCCUUUAAAGCACUUGCUGAAUGUCAGCUGAUCAAGAUCAAAAUAGAAGGGAGUAAUCGGGUUACUGACCUAAGUUUCAAGAUGAUGAGCAAACACUGGCCCUGCUUAGAUCGCAUUGGUAUGAUUGACUGCCAGAAGAUAACCGAUACCGGACUCAAACUAAUUGCACCAUUGGCUAAUGUUGCUGUGCUCAAUUUAUCAGAUUGCACAAGAAUCAGUGAUGCCGGGUUAAAAUCAUUUGCUGAAGGUUUUGCUGGCUCAAAGAUAAGGGAACUGACCUUGGCCAAUUGUUCCACUAUCACUGACAACACUCUCAUCAUAAUAGCUGAAAGGUGUAUAAGACUGGUGUAUCUGAACCUGCGGUCCUGUCAUGCUGUGACUGAUACUGGAAUUGAAGUUUUAACAAUGUUGCCUUCAUUGACUCAUAUUAACAUUUCUGGAAUUGACAUCAGUGAUCAUACUUUGGAUGCUCUUGGCAGAAACGGCAAAAUCAAGGAGAUUAUUGUAUCGGAAUGCAGGUCAAUUUCUGAUACAGGAAUAAAGAGAUUCUGCAUAGAUGCCAAAAAUCUAGACUACAUGGAUUUAUCUUUUUGCCAGCAGUUGUCCAAUCAGUCAAUAAAACAUUUGUCAUUCAACUGCCACAAACUUACCUCCCUCAGUAUGGUUGGUUGCUCCAAGGUAACUGAUACAGGUGUGCAGUACUUGGGAGCAAUGUGCGCUUACCUUCACUACUUGGAUAUCUCAGGCUGCACUAAUGUUACUGACAAAUCACUGAAGUGCCUGUGGAAAGGUUGCUUGCAGCUCCGAAUUCUUAAAAUGCUGUACUGCCCAAAUGUUACCAGGCAAGCAGUUUCCAAGUUUACAUCAAGACUCCAGAAAUAUGAAUACAAUAAUGACGACCCCCCACAGUGGUUUAGUUAUGAUAGUCAGGUAUUCACUCCAAGAAAACAGAAAAAAAGUUGGCACGUGAAAGAAGUCUCAACAUUACAUCAGAUAGCUCAGAACUUGAAGAACCUAAAAAAUGAAGACUAAAACCACCAAUUAUUUUUGUUUGUUUUAUUACAACAUAUUAUAAAGAAGUUUUAGAAAUGUAUUCAUUAUUAUUUUUACAGUCUAUUGUAAUUGCAUGAAGUAAAAUUGAUGCCUUCAGUAGAUGCUACAAGAACGACCUGUUUACAAAGAAUAUAUUUUGUCUACCAGCACUGAACACCAUUUGCCUAUAGCAAAAGCUUAUCUGUAUUUCAUUGCAAUAAAAUUGUUAGAAAAUGAA